ACGGAGCCUGCACCUCGUUGAGCAAUGAAAUCAUGGAGAAGACUCGUGAACUGAGGCAGAUGAUGGGAGAAGAGCUCCAAGGAUUGAAUAUGGAAGAACUAAAGAAACUAGAGGAACUUCUUGAGGAAGGCUUGAGUCGCGUUUUAAAAGCAAAGGAUAAAAGAUUCCUAGAAGAGAUGAGUGCCCUUGAGCGGAAGGUAUCCCAACUGAUGGAGGAUAACCAUCAACUAAAACAGCAGAUGGAGAAACAGUUUAACAUUAAAACACAUGCAAUUGAACAAGGUCAGUCAACUGAGUCAAUCACCAAUAUUUGCAGCUCAGCUGAUCCUCCUCAAGACCAAGACAACAACGACACUUCUCUCAAGUUGGGGUUACCUUUCCCUACUGAUUUUGAAAGAUAAAAGAAGGUCAAGAGUACAUGGGACACAUUUUCUUUAUGGGUAAUACUAUUUAGUAGAUUGGGUCAUCUUGUAUAACUGCCAUAUAGUUAGAUGACGUGACAAAA
This is a messenger RNA of Corylus avellana, 505 nucleotides long. Its product is annotated as MADS-box protein SVP-like. Gene Ontology annotation, cellular component: nucleus. Gene Ontology annotation, molecular function: DNA-binding transcription factor activity. Lineage: Eukaryota; Viridiplantae; Streptophyta; Magnoliopsida; Fagales; Betulaceae. Gene Ontology annotation, biological process: regulation of DNA-templated transcription. The record is from RefSeq and is a predicted model, not a curated record.